This is a messenger RNA of Artibeus jamaicensis (Jamaican fruit-eating bat), 4078 nucleotides long. It is a transcript of the gene PJVK, whose product is annotated as pejvakin. The record is from RefSeq and is a predicted model, not a curated record. Gene Ontology annotation, biological process: programmed cell death. The transcript is spliced from 6 exons. Bases 2114 to 3172 code for a protein of 352 amino acids. NCBI's taxonomy places the organism in Eukaryota, Metazoa, Chordata, Mammalia, Chiroptera, Phyllostomidae. Gene Ontology annotation, cellular component: cytoplasm.
CCAACCCUGGCCCCAGCCACCGGCUCCCAGUCUUCCCAGCGCCCAGCCACGCCCCUUCCCUCCAUAUUCCGCCCCCUUUCCCAGCCCGAGCGCUGCCCGCCGGGCGGUUUUGGGGCUUCUCUACCCCCAGUCCUCCGGCCUCAUCGAGGCCACAGCUCUGUGUCCUUGAAAGGAGGCUGUUUCCUGUCCGGGGAAGCUUGUCGGGCGGCAAGCCUCACAGAGUCUGUAGGGCUUGAAGCUCAGCCUUCGUGUUUGUUUUCUUUCGGGCGGGGGCGGGGGAAGGAUGAGGGCUGCGUCGCUUUCAAAAAAAGAUGUCAAAAUUCCAAAUGCAAGUGGAUAGAGAGCAUCUGUGGGGUUGGCCCCGAAGCUGGAGACAUGGUAUAUCAGCCUCUGAAGGCUGCGGUGGGCUCUUCCCUUGGAGUCCAGUCUUUAGGACCUUGCGGGGAUGUCCAGAGGCAACCCCCACCAUCUCUGUUGCCUCAUGGGCUUCAUUGUCUAUUAUAAUCGGCUUUCGUCCCGAGAUAAAUGCGAGGUCUGCGGAUCCCAGCAAAGCCCCUUAGGUGUAAAAGAAGGCUUUUCUGUAGACCGGAUAUCAGUUAAAUACUGUUUCUGCACACCUGGGGUGUUCUUUGUAAUGGCGUUUGCCUGGGAUGCACCACCUUUGGUAAGGCUCAGACAGCGACAUUGGAUGCUGAAUCGCUUCUCUAGGGGUUUGCUAGCCACUUGCACAAAUGACUCCAUGUGCUUUCCCGGUGUUCUGGAAAGCUGCUUUGCACAAUACUAUUCGCAGAAGGGACAUUAUCAAAAACUGAUCUUUGGGGGCCCAUGCGAUCCGUGGAUAUUUGAAAGCAAAUUUUAGAAAAUGUCCAGAAUCUAAUCAAAUUGACUAAUAUUAUUUGAGGCUUGAAUUAAACCGAUUUCUUCCUCCCCCUACCGUCAUAUAUGUAUGUGUAUUGAUUACUAUCCACUAAUGUUAUGUUUUAAUGAGUAUCUUGUGAAUACCACAUUGCCACUAUUUCAAAAUACAGGGUCCAGCAGAAAGGCCUGUUUGAGUGUGGUUGGUAGGUAACAAUAUGAAUGCAAUAAUUUAUAGUUUUCAUUAGUCAUUUCACCUAAAAUGUCAUGGUGUGCUUGAGUGUGAUACUGUUACGGUACAGAAUUACAGAUUUAUGAUUUUGUAAUUAAAAAAGGGGUGUUAUUUGUGCCGGGCCCUGUAUAUUAACAUCCACAUAUCUAUGGCAAUACAAUAUUUCAGCACUCAGAUUUGUUUCUAAAAUGUAUUUUUAGCCACCAGACUCCUUUAAAACAAGCCAAAACUUACAUAGUUCUCUUUAAAGGUUGAAUAACUGGGAUAAUAAUGAUGAAAAAUAAAUGCAGCAGGAUCUCCAUUUAAAGAGAUGUCCAAUAGUCAUCUGCAGAGUAAAAACCCCAUAUUGUCAGAGUUAAUGUAGUUAUUUAUAUAUAAUUUGGUUUUCAUUUAGUAUUUUAUAAAGAGCAGCAUAGGAUUGUUUUCUUUAGUCUGUGAUCUUAUUAUAUUAAUCAUUUGGUUUUGUAGUCAUACAAGGAAAAUGAAUGAGAUGUUCAAACAAUAAAUUGGAUAAUGUAAGGAUUGAAAACGACACUCUUUUGUUGCCGAAGUUGGUGCGAUGGACGUGCGAAGGAACUUCCUUUGGACUCGGUAUACUGUAGCUGGUGUCCAGGGACGAUGUUGGUGCCCAACUGCACUAUUCCCUCUGGAACAUAGGGCUAUAUGUUUGCCUCAAAACUGGCAAACUGCUAUUAAAUUUGACCCUCUUUAAGGACAUUGGUAGUAUUUUAAAAUUACUAGUUUUCUGUGUUUAUUGUAGUGCUAUAGACUGCAAUUUCAAAUGACACGUACUCUUAGUAUAUCAAUUUACACUCUUGAUCUAUAAUUCAUUACCUGAGCGCACCAGGGGAGGCAGUGUUGUGAACAGUACACUGUAAACUACUUUGUGGAACCAUGCAUUGUAUUUUUAACAUGCAUAAUUGUAUUUAAAAUCAAGUAAGCCUUAGUCCUGUGCCUGAUUUUCUUUGAAAAUAUGGAUUUGUUAUCUGAGGGGUGCAGUUGAUGACAUUUUGAUACCAUAUUAAUAUGUUUGCUGCUGCUACCAAGAGCUUUGUCAAGCAAGUUGGAGAUGGAGGGAGAUUAGUUCCUGUUCCAAGCCUUAGUGAGGCUGACAAGUACCAACCUCUAAGUCUGGUGGUGAAAAAGAAGCGAUGCUUUCUGUUUCCUAGAUGUAAAUUUACCUCGACACCUUUUACACUGAAAGAUAUUCUUCUAGGAGACAGAGAAAUUUCAGCUGGUGUUUCAUCUUAUCAGUUACUAAAUUAUGAAGACGAAUCAGAUGUUUCACUCUAUGGAAGGCGAGGCAACCAUAUUGUGAAUGACGUUGGUAUUAAUGUUGCCGGAUCAGAUUCUGUUGCAGUCAAAGCCUCAUUUGGUGUGGUAACGAAACACGAAGUAGAAGUUUCCACGUUACUCAAGGAAAUUACUACUCGAAAAAUUAAUUUUGACCACAGCUUGAUACGUCAGUCGAGGAGCAGCAGAAAGGCAGUAUUGUGCGUGGUCAUGGAGAGCAUCCGGACCACGCGGCAGUGCUCCCUGUCCGUGCACGCAGGGAUUCGCGGGGAGUCCAUGAGGUUUCACUUUAUGGAUGACCAGAAUCCCAAGGGAAGGGACAAAGCUAUUGUUUUCCCAGCACAUACAACCAUAGCUUUCAGUGUUUUUGAACUGUUCAUUUACUUGGAUGGUGCCUUUGACCUUUGUGUCACUUCAGUGUCAAAAGGAGGAUUCGAAAGGGAAGAAACAGCAACGUUUGCACAGUUCUACAGAUUGAGAAAUAUACUCUUUGAAAGAAAUAGAAGAGUGAUGGAUGUCAUUUCUCGUUCACAGCUUUACUUAGAUGAUCUUUUUUCUGACUACCAUGACAAAACUUUCAGCAUGACCGACAUUUCCCUCAAAGAAGGGACGCACAUCCGAGUUAACUUACUUAAUCACAACAUCCCAAAAGGACCUUGCAUUCUCUGUGGAAUGGGAAACUUGAAAAGGGAGACGGUUUAUGGGUGCUUUCAGUGCUCUGUCGAUGGGCAGAAGUACGUGAGACUUCAUGCAGUUCCCUGUUUUGAUGUUUGGCACAAGAGAAUGAAAUAAAAUACAAAAUGUAUCUGCCUGUGUUUAAGGCGCAGCUGUACCACACACGUUCCCAGACCCCCGGGUUCUCUUUGGUGAACUGUGGCAAGUUAAAGAGGGACAGGAAACAGAUGAAUCUCUCUGGGCAUCAUUCCCCACAUAUAAAGUGGACAGGAGAAUGAUGAAAUCUUCUCGUAAGUUGUCAUGAAGGUUAAUACUUUUUGUUUAAAAAAGGCUUAAAUAUAAAAUAAGAAUGUAGAUGUUGUCUAUAAAAUCUGCCAGCUGCAUUAGAAGUACUUUGGGUAUUUAGUCCACCAUUUUAGGAAACUUUUACAUAGAGGUUUUUUUGAAAUACUAAUUUGAUUUUAAUCAGCCUUUAAUUAAAUUUAAGGAUGAAAAGAAUGUACAAGAGGUGACUUUAUGGUGCUUUAAGUAUUGCCUUAUGUCUGGUAAAAUGAGAAAAAUGUGUUAAUAAUUUAAUGUAACCCUAACUGUUUAAUUGCAGUAUCAGAUUAAAAGCACACCGAGCUCAGUGUGGGCAUUGCGCACACAGUUAACAGGGCGACUGAGAGUCACUACAUGGGCUGCUAUUCUGUACUAUACAUAUGCUUGCCAGCCUGGGCUUCACAAAAUUCACCACUGUCAUUUCAAAGUUAAGACAGCUAGGACAUGUUCAUUUCUUGUCUUUUUUGAAAAUGUUUAAAACUUUUAACAUAUUUAUUCCUGAGCAAUCUUUUUUGUCUGCUCUGUGAGACAUCUGAAAUUUUUCUUAAACAACCUAAAUUAUUUACUAUCUACCCUUAUGAAAAUAAUUGCAAAAAUAACAUGUUCAAAUUCUAGACCUCAGAAGUGUGUAAUUACAGCACUCAUGGUUAGCUAUAUGCCUAUGAAGGUGUAACACAAUUGUGCAAACACAAACUACUUGUA